AUGCCCGAAGAGUUUCAGAUUAAGCAUGUGUUGUUUGAUCUCGAUGGCCUCCUUAUAAAUUCUGAGAAAAUAUACACUGAACGUUUAUCUGAGUAUCUUGCAAGACAUGGUAAAGUUUUCACCUAUAAGGCUAAAUGCCUUAUGAUGGGACGCAAGCCUAUUGAAGCUGCAGAGGCUUUGAAAAAAGAAUAUGAUCUUCCAAUGUCGACGGAAGAGGUUCUUGAGGGUUACAGGAAAGAACUUCCCUUAGAAAUAUGGCACACAGUGUCCCUAAUGCCAGGGGCACGAAAACUCAUUGAAUAUUUGUCCAAGAGUUCAAUUGGAAUGGCUAUCGCCACUGGCUCAUCCUCAUAUCAAGUUCCUCACAAAAUGUGGGAGUUUAAAGACGUCUGGCAAAAAAUUCAUCAUGUCGUUGCAUCUGGUGAUGAUCCUGAGGUAAAACAUGGUAAACCUGCUCCAGAUGUAUUUGAGGUUGCGCUUUCCCGCUUUAAUGACCCUUCAGCAAAAGCUGAGACUACACUGGUCUUUGAAGAUGCAUGGAAUGGAGUGAAAGCUGCUCUUGCAGCGGGGAUGUAUGUUGUUUGGGUACCAGAUGAGAAUGAGUGUCCAGGUUUACCCCACGAUGCUCCACCUUUUAUUACCGACUCAAAUGGUGCUCCUCGUAUAAUACGACUUAAAAGUCUGGAAGAAUUCGAUCCAUCUAUCUAUGGUCUGCCUGUUCCAUUCUGA
Molecule: messenger RNA, 729 nt
Organism: Rodentolepis nana
Lineage: Eukaryota; Metazoa; Platyhelminthes; Cestoda; Cyclophyllidea; Hymenolepididae
Source: the annotation of a GenBank genome assembly